UUCACCUGUAGGAAUCGUUGAUAUCGGACCACUAUAGUUGCCAUUCAAACUGAACGAUCAAAAUCAAGUUCUUGUAGAAAAAUAUUAAUUUGACUAGACUUCUUCGCAUGGAUUGCUACCCAAGGCAAUGAUAUAAUCUCUAUAGAAAAUUGUCAGCCUAUGGCUGUCAUACAAACUGACCGAUCUGAAGCAAGGUAAAGAUUUGUACACUCUUUUAUGCCAUAAAAAAGAGAAAUUAUAAAGGAUAGCUUCGUUGCAGCGAAGUUAACGUCUCAUAUUAAUAUUAUUUAUGCAUAAAAGAAUUUUGUAUUACAAAACCCUGCGCCUGACAUUCACAUCUACAUUGUUUGUUAAACAUUUCAUAUAAAUCAAUCAAACCAACGAAAAAAUUUAAACCAAAUUAUUUCGUAAAAAAAAAAAAACAUUUUGGUUAAUGAAAGAAAUUUAUAAUACAAAUUUUAGUUUAUCUAAAAUAAUCCAUUAUGAGUGAAGAUGCGCCAGAAACAGAAAUAAUAGAGGUACCAAAGGUUGAGCCCAAACAGCCUACAACAGUAAUUGAUCCGGAACGACUACAAGAGCUUAAAGAUAUAGCGAAUCGCUUGCGUCUACAUGCAAUUAGGUCAACACAGGCAUCCAAAUCAGGUCAUCCCACUUCCUGCUCAUCCAUAGCCGAUAUACUUGCCGUGCUGUUUUUUAAUGUAAUGCGUUUAGACAUGAAUGAACCACGCAAUCCGGCUAGUGAUCGACUGGUGCUAUCGAAAGGACAUGCUGCACCCAUACUCUAUGCAGCAUGGGCGGAAGCUGGACUAUUUCCGACCGAUGAACUUCUAAAUUUACGUAAAAUUGAUUCGGAUCUUGAAGGGCAUCCCACGCCUCGUUUAAAUUUUAUUGAUGUUGGCACCGGUUCUUUGGGUCAAGGUGUAGCUGUAGCGUCUGGUAUGGCUUAUAUUGGAAAGAAUAUUGAUAAAAGCGAUUAUAGGACAUACUGUAUCGUUGGUGAUGGUGAAUCGGCAGAGGGUUCAAUAUGGGAGUCUUUAAAUUUUGCCAGUUUUUAUAAUUUGGAUAACCUUUGCGUAAUAUUCGACGUCAAUCGCUUGGGACAAUCUGAUCCGACACAGCUGCAGCAUAACAUGGAUGUGUAUGAAAAACGUUUGGAUGCAUUCGGCUUCAAUGCAAUUGUUGUGGAUGGUCACAACAUCGAAGAACUAAUGAAUGCGUUUGACAAUGCAGCCAAUACGAAAGGCAAACCGACAGCCGUCAUUGCGAAAACAUUCAAAGGCAAAGGAUUUCCCGGAAUUGAGAAUGAAGAAAAUUGGCAUGGUAAGCCUUUGGGUGAUAAGGCAUGUGAAGCUAUAAGAAAAUUAGAAUAUGCGAUAGUCAAUCGAUCACCAUGCCCAGUGGCAUUAACACCAAAAUCGAAUGAUGGUAUGACUGUACCUGAGGUCAAUAUAGAUAACGUUAAAUUAUCCAACCCACCAUCGUACAAACUGGGGGAACAAGUGGCAACACGUGUCGCUUAUGGCAAAGCGCUGGCCAAAAUGGCGGAAGGCUGUGAUCGUGUUAUAGCUCUUGAUGGCGAUACGAAGAACUCCACCUAUUCUGAGAAACUGAAGCAACAAUUUCCUGAACGUUUCAUCGAAUGUUACAUUGCCGAGCAAAAUUUGGUUGGAGUAACCAUUGGUGCCAUGUGCCGUAAUCGCACAAUCGCUUUUGCCUCAACUUUUGCUGCUUUUCUAACACGGGCUUUUGAUCAAGUUCGCAUGGGUGCUAUCUCUCAGACAAAUGCCAAUUUCUGUGGUUCACACUGUGGCGUAAGUAUCGGUGAGGAUGGUCCCUCACAAAUGGCUCUUGAGGAUAUUGCCAUGUUUCGCGCAAUACCAGGCAGCACCGUUUUCUAUCCAUCGGAUGCUGUUAGCUGUGAACGUGCCGUGGAAUUGGCAGCAAACACACCAGGCAUAUGCUUCAUACGCACUUCCAGGCCGAGCACAGCUGUCAUAUACAAAAAUGAAGAGGUAUUCCAAGUGGGCAUUGGUAAAGUGAUAAAACAAUCGCGCAAAGAUAAAGUGCUUUUGGUAGGCGCGGGUAUAACGUUAUAUGAAUGCCUGUCGGCUGCCGCAGAUCUGGAAAAAAUUGGUAUAAAAGUCCGUGUCGUUGAUCCUUUUACAAUCAAACCGUUGGAUGCCGGUCUGAUUAUGGCAAAUGCUCGUGCAUGUGGUGGUCGCAUCAUUGUGGUUGAGGAUCACUACCAAGAAGGUGGUUUAGGGGAAGCUGUGCUAAGUGCGCUUGCUUUGGAACGCGAUGUGGAGGUGAAACAUUUAUAUGUACCGCAUGUACCACGCUCUGGUCCGCCAACGGUACUCAUUGAUAAAUUUGGCAUAUCAGCACGACAUAUUAUAGAGGCCGUGUCCAAUUAUAUGGAAUGCAGGUGUACAUCCAAUCUCGAGGAUUAGAUUUUUUUUUACAAAAAGUUCGAAUUUAUUAAUUUAAAAUAAUGUAUUUAAUUAAGUUUGCAGGCUUAAAUUAAUAGAAUAGACAAAUAAAAAUGUAACUAAAAAUUGAAAAACCAAAACUUCUUCGUAAUUUUAACAUUUUAAAUUAAAAGUAGAAAACCCGUUAACUUCGGUUUUACCGAAGCUAUAAUACCGUUAAUUUCGUCUUUACGGAAGUAACACAAAUACAAAGGAUUGCAUAUUGAUCGAUCAGUUUCUAUGGCAGCUAUGCUUUACUGGUCCGAUAUCGGUUCCGACAAAUGAGCA
Bactrocera dorsalis (oriental fruit fly) is the source of this 2756-nucleotide messenger RNA. Its product is annotated as transketolase-like protein 2. Gene Ontology annotation, molecular function: thiamine pyrophosphate binding; transketolase activity. NCBI's taxonomy places the organism in Eukaryota, Metazoa, Arthropoda, Insecta, Diptera, Tephritidae. Bases 483 to 2450 code for a protein of 655 amino acids. The record is from RefSeq and is a predicted model, not a curated record. The transcript has 3 exons.